Cooperia oncophora is the source of this 1017-nucleotide messenger RNA. NCBI's taxonomy places the organism in Eukaryota, Metazoa, Nematoda, Chromadorea, Rhabditida, Trichostrongylidae. The record is from the annotation of a GenBank genome assembly.
AUGUCUGUUCAAUGCGAUUAUAAUGGCCAAACAGUUUUCUUCGUGAAAGGAGCACUCGAUCGUGUUAUGCAACUUUGCGACUCGUAUUUAUCAGCUGACGGAAUGAGAAAGCCUCUUGAUGAUUAUGUUCGUCAAAGGAUAUCAGAUGGAGCACGAGGGCUGGGAGCGACAGGUCUCAGAGUAAUUGCUAUGGCUCGUGGCGACUCUAUGCAGUCAUUAAUGUUAGUGGGAAUGGUAGGUAUGCUGGAUCCACCCCGGGCUGGUGCAGCCGACGCCAUUUCCAUGAUUCGAGCAAGUGGUGUUGAUGUGAAGCUGAUCACUGGAGAUGCACAGGAGACUGCACAGAGCAUAGCAGCGAUGUUGGGAUUAUACUGUUCCCCGCAAGAUAGCUGUCUUUCCGGAGCACAGGUCGAUGGUAUGACUGAACAGGAGCUGGAGCUGGUUAUUAGGCAGGUGUCAGUGUUCUACCGAGCAUCACCGAGGCAUAAAUUGAAAAUUGUAAAGGCUCUGCAAGGAAUAGGGGAAGUGGUGGCGAUGACCGGUGACGGAGUCAACGAUGCUGUCGCGUUGAAGAAGGCCGACAUAGGAGUGGCAAUGGGACUAGGAGGCACAGAUGUUUGCAAAGAAGCGGCUGAUAUGAUUCUAUGCGAUGAUGAUUUCUCUACCAUGACGGCAGCAAUUGAGGAAGGCAAAGCCAUCUACCAUAACAUCACCAAUUUCGUCCGCUUUCAACUCAGCACGAGCGUAGCCGCAUUGUCCCUGAUCGCUGCUUCGACCAUGUUCCACUUCGAGAAUCCGUUGAAUGCGAUGCAAAUCCUCUGGAUAAAUAUCAUUAUGGAUGGGCCACCAGCGCAGAGUUUGGGUGUGGAGCCGGUAGAUGAUGACAUAAUUCGACAACCCCCUCGAAACGUUCGCCAACCGAUGCUCAGCUUACGACUGAUGAUCGACAUACUUUGUUCCGCAGGGAUCAUAGUGCUGGGACACUUUCAUCUUCUACAGAGAGAUGUCUGCCGAUAA